Messenger RNA from Seriola aureovittata, 10200 nucleotides. It is a transcript of the gene setd2, whose product is annotated as SET domain containing 2, histone lysine methyltransferase. Gene Ontology annotation, biological process: regulation of DNA-templated transcription. Gene Ontology annotation, molecular function: protein binding; histone H3K36 methyltransferase activity. Bases 521 to 8554 code for a protein of 2677 amino acids. Gene Ontology annotation, cellular component: nucleus; chromosome. The record is from RefSeq and is a predicted model, not a curated record. The transcript is spliced from 22 exons. NCBI's taxonomy places the organism in Eukaryota, Metazoa, Chordata, Actinopteri, Carangiformes, Carangidae.
UGAUGUUGUUGAACACAGCAGCCACAGCCAUAGAGGCACUGUGAGGACCAGUGUGGAAUAAAAGGUAUCCCAAAGAUAUGUUCACAGUCCUUCCCGUGGGUUAGAUUGCCAGUUUUAUUGUAACGUACAGGUUGGCCAAACUAAGACAUUUUCUGAGGGCUUGGUUUCCGUGAUUAUCUGUCAUUUCGAUCUCUCCUCCAACUCUUGGCUAACUAUGUGAGCCCAUGCUAGCUCGAUAGUACCAAGAAUCACCCAGGCUGAAGCUGGGGCGCAGCAGCAGCGGAUCGAGCCACUGAGCCGACGAUCAUUUCCGACAGCUCCGUAUGGAUUUGACGUCGGCAUACAUUGUUGCUUGAUGUUAUACCAAGGGCCGAUUACCAGCGAUUUCAAAGAUGGGGGAACCUUGUGACCUUAAGCACGUCGUAAAGUGUCCCGUCACUUUGGAGGGCUCAUUUCUCUGAUUUGGAUUAUUCUUGGCCAGCAGCCUCUUCAGGCCUACUAAUCCUAGACGAGUUUCUCAAUGGACACUCUACUCAGGUCAGAGAUCAGAGAGGAGGGGAGUGGUGCCUCGGUAAAGGUUGAAGGCCUAUCCAAGGCAGCUCUAAUGAAAAGCCUGUCUCCCAGAGUGAUGCUGUCCAACCAUCUCUUGCCUAAAGGGACCAAGACGAAGGUCAACCUAGAGGAUCAGGGUCGUCAGAAAGUGUCCUUCAGCUUCUCGCAUACCAAGAAGCCACUGCAGAGCCUGUUCUUCAUCCCUGCCAGCCCUGACAAGACCGUCGCUGAACCUCAGGCUGCCUUGUCACAGUCAGUCUCAGACAAAGGAGGGCAGAGUACAGACAGCAAAACUGAACAAAAGCAGACACCUGUGGUGCCAACAUCAAUAGCAGAGACACCUUCUCAAACACCAGUCUCCUCAGCCACUAAACUGAAACCAGACUUGGCAAAGAUGCAUUUCAAGAAGCAACUUCUCAGUGUCUCUGUGACUGAAGAGAAACCAACAUCCCUUAUGCCAGAGGAGCAGCUCUCCCCUGAAUUGCAGUUUUUGCAGAAGUCAGCAAGUAAGAGUGCAACUGAAUUCCCAACACCCCAGCCUCAGAAUGUCGUUGAUGUCUGCCCGUCUGAGAAUGCUCACAUUGAAGCCUCUGAGACGAGGCUAACCCCGAGCCUCAAGAAGCCCGCUGCUUCCUCAGGAAAAGAUGGAGAGACUUCCAGCAGUACUGAGCAGGAUAAGGUAUACAAAAGGAAAACCAGGUCCCAGUCUAAUAGUGCGCCCCCUGGCUCAGAAUCUGAUGGAGAUUCAGUCCAGAUGUCUUCCAGUUGCAAAUCAGUUGACUCCAAAAGUAAAACAAACUCCGACAGCAGAAGCAAAGAGGUAAAAAAGUCUUCCUCUGGUUCACAUGUGGAGGAGAAGGAAAAAAGUUGCUCAAAGCGGUCAGAGAAUCACGAAAGGUCUUCUAGUUACUCCAAAUCAGACCGUGAUUCUAGACACACAUCAUCACGCUCGGUUCGAUCAGACAAAGAUCGAAGAAGGUCCAGGUCUAGAUCACGGUCUCGAUCAAGAGGGUCUCGAACAAGUUCAUCCCACUCCAGAUCAGAGAGGUCCAGAGGUGACAGAGGAUCACGCUCUGAAAGGUCAUACUAUCACGACUCUGACCGCCGAUCACACAGGAGUUCGCCACGCAGAGAGAGAAGACGUUCUCGUUCUCGCACUGACAGAACUCGGGACAGUUCUGACUCUGAGGAUGACCAUAGGAAAACAAGGACAAGGACAAGUGACUCGAGUAGAUCGUCUGUCCAUUCAAGCUCACAUAAAGAGUCAAAAUCAUCAUCCUCUUACUCAAAAUCAGAGAAAGUCUCAAAAUCUAUAGAUUCUCCUCACUCUUCAGAGAUAGAUAAAAGAACACAAUCAUCAAAAUCUGAAAGGACUUCAAAACGAUUAUCAGACUCUGAUUCACAGCGUAAGUGCUCUCCUGAUCUGGACUCCAGUUACCGUAAACCUAGCAUCCAUCACAAGUCAGAGACCAACAACAAAUCCUCCUCUUCCAGUAUGCAUACCCACUCUCAAACACAUGAAAAAUGCCAAAAAAGCAGUUCCAGUGACUCUGAGGCAGAUCAUAAAGGAAAAUCAUCACAGGGCUCUGACAAAAGCUCUGGCUCAGAGGAGAAGAGUAAAAACUCCCUAAAGAAAACCAGUAGACCAGAUUCGAAACAGAUGACCCCUUCUAGAUCUUCUGUGAAAACCACUGGACAUGAUAGACAAUCAGAUGACAUAUUUCACAGUUCCAGCAAAGCACCGUCAUGUGCAACCACCACAGAACUUUGUUCUCAGAGUGAAAAAGAAAAAUCAGAUUCCCAUCAACAUGGAAAUGAACUUGGUAAUCAGGAUGUUAAGGAGAUAGUUUCAUGUACUGAAAAGGGUUUGCAAGAACCAUCAUCUACAAGAGCAAAAGAAACGAAAUCAGGUCUUGAAGUUGAGAAUAAAGAUACCUCAGCUGUAACCUCAAGUGAAAGCCUAAAGCAUGUAAAUGCUUCCCUGGAAAACUUGACCAAUGUGAAGGAUAGCCUUUCUUCUGAUCAACCACAUGUGAACUCAGAUGCAGCUGUCUUAUAUUCAUGCAGUAGUACUGAAAGUAUAGUGUACAGCCAGGAAAAGAAAGUGCUUGGCUGUUCGCCAGGGCCAAAGUCCUUACCUGAUACAGCGGAUGUACCUGUUACACAUAAUGUCCAGCAGAACACUAAACAAGAGACUGUUGAGCUGAAUAUGGUCGAGAAACAGUCUGACACAAGUGUGCCGCUAAAAUUGGAGUCACUGUGUCCUGAACCUGAGAACCAGCACACUUGUGGACAGCAAAGUAUAGAUACCGUUAAAAAGAGCAGCGGUAAUACCAAAAAGUCCCGGUGGGAUAUUGUUGGGCAGGACACCUCAGAGAGUGAUAAUUCACAGAGGAUGCUUAGUGCAGAGAGUAAGCGUACUGUUAAAAAAGUAAUCUCUGUCAAAAAAAUUGAGUUUUCUAAAGACAAUAGCCAACAAGACUCUGAUAUUAAAGAUAAUAUUCAACCAGAACCUGAAACACAUUCCACACUGGUAAAGCAGACUGAGAUCUCUAAGCAGGAGGUCGGCUCAGACAGCACAUCCAUGAUCGAUAAAUACAAAGACCAAAGUGAGCCUUCACGAGCAAGCACCAGCAUUGACCACUGUGACUUAAAACUGACUGUUUCUCAAAAAACAAACACAGAUGAGCCUCUGCACAUAAAUGAUACAUCCCAGGUUGAUGCAGCGGCAAAGAUUAACAGUUGGAAUGGAAAUGACCACGAUGAAACAUCAAAGGACAGCGGUCACAAAAACAAAUUGAGUAAGAGAACAUCACUUCAUCAGGAUGCAUUAGGAGGACAGAGUGAGGGCAGUGAUAGUGACAACUCGGAGUACGACUCCGAUUGUGGUGAGGCUAUAAAACGAUUGCACUCUGUGGUGGUGGUGCCAAAGAAUUCCUCCUUAACAAUGGAUACCAAGGACAUGGGAGCUUCCUGUAGUCCUAUGAAUAUUUCAGAACUGCACAAUGCCAAUAUAACAGCUGACAUGAAUACCCGUGAAGUCCCAAAUGAAGUCAGCUCUCAACAAAGACAGGGGAGUCCUUCCACUGUAUUUGGGGAGAGCAGUGGUCCAUGUGCUGGUGUAAAUAACUCAUCCAAUAGCAGCAUGUUGUGUCAAUCCCAGAGCAAUAUGAUUGACAGCACCAGUCACUCUGAGGGUUCCAGCACCAUCAGUGCCCUGCCUUACAUGGCCGGUCGUAUCAGUGCCCAUGGAAGUGCCACAGAUCCUGCUCACAGCCUUGAUAAUUCCAGACAGUGUGAACAAGGGCACAAACAGCACACUUUAAGUAGCAGAGGUGAACGGCUGUACUCCCAUUAUCAACAAGGUGAUUUCUCCAAUGCUGACAAUAUCAAUGACAAGAAUGGAUUCGUCCUGGGUUGGGAGUUUUCGCAAACAGAGCAGCCAAGUAGUACAUACCAGCAGCCUGAUAGCAGUCAUGGGCCACAGUUAACAAACACUAAGUUGGUGGGAAACUCUCCCAAGGGACAGGAGCACAGGCAGAAUAAUGCCAUCUGGAACCAUCAAUCCCCAAACAUGCAGACUAGCAGAAAACCUUACCUCCAUGCACAUGAACAUUAUCAGGAUCCAGCAGGUGAAAUCCAUCCUGACUCUCUAACUAAUGACCAUGACGACUACAGUGGGGAUAAAUCAUCAGAUCUUAGUAAAACAGCUGUUGAAUGGAAUGGACCUAACACUGCAGGGUCAUCAAGCUUUGUACAAGGGCAUGAAAUAAGCAGCAACAGUAGGGGCUCUGUUGUGCCUGACCCCCCUAGAGAAGACAAUUUUAGACCCCACAGAGGGAGAGGCCCUCCCAAGAAAAGGCGUCCGGAGAUUGAGUCAGAUUCAGACAAUGAGGCAGAGGCUGGGCCUGCAGGCAAAAGGGAGCGUCAAGGAGAUAUUGACAUCUCUAAGGAAACUCUUGUCAAAGCUGAGGCGCAACGUCCAUCACUCACUCUGCAGGACUUUCAAGAUGCCAAUAAAUGGAAAGAGCAUUCCAAGUCUAAAAAGAUGCCCCCUUACUUUGACCUGAUUGAGGAGAACCUCUACUUGACUGAGAGAAAGAAAAGCAAAUCUCAUCGAGAUAUAAAGAGGAUGCAGUGUGAGUGCCCAGUGCUGCCCAGAGAGGAGCGCUCAAGGGGAGUAUUGGCAUGUGGGGAAGACUGUUUAAAUCGGCUGCUGAUGAUUGAGUGCUCAUCACGAUGCUUAAAUGGAGUCUACUGCUCUAAUCGACGCUUUCAGAUGAAACAACAUGCAGACUUUGAAGUUAUCCUCACAGAAGACAAAGGCUGGGGUCUACGGGCAGCUAAAGACUUGACUUCAAACACCUUUGUACUGGAAUACUGCGGGGAGGUGCUGGACCACAAGGAGUUCAAAACAAGAGUGAAAGAAUAUGCUCGCAAUAAGAACAUCCAUUACUACUUCAUGUCUCUAAAAAAUAAUGAGAUCAUUGAUGCAACGUUAAAGGGAAAUUGCUCCCGGUUCAUGAACCACAGCUGCGAGCCCAACUGUGAGACCCAAAAGUGGACCGUUAAUGGCCAGCUUAGAGUUGGGUUCUUCACCACCAAGGCCGUCACUGCAGGGACUGAACUGACAUUUGAUUACCAGUUCCAGAGAUACGGCAAAGAAGCACAGAAAUGCUUCUGUGGCGCACCCAGCUGCAGAGGCUUCCUGGGUGGAGAGAACAGAGUUAGUGUUCGAGCAGCUGGAGGGAAGAUGAAGAAAGACCGCAGUCGAAAGAGUGCUCUCACCACGGUUGAUGAGGAACUGGAGGCGCUACUGGAGAAUGGAGAAGGCCUGUAUGAUGAGAAACAGGUGGUGUCUCUCUGCAGACUAAUGGUCCGAGUGGAGACCAUGGAGCAGAAACUCAUCUGUCUCAAGCUCAUACAAGAUACUCAAAAUCCGUCAUGCCUGAAGCAGUUCCUGGACCAUCAUGGAUUGUCUCUGCUGUGGAUCUUCAUGGUGGAGCUUUCUGAAGCUAAAGGCAACAGUGCAAACAACAUCAAAUUGCAGUUAGAGAUCAUGAAGACGCUGGCUGUGCUUCCCAUCUCAACUAAGAACAUGUUGGAAGAGAGCAGAGUCCUGACCUUCAUUCAGCGAUGGGCCCAAACAAAAACUCUCCCUCACCCUGCUGAGAUGGAUGGCUACUCCAGUGAGAACACCUCCCGUGCUCAAACACCCCUCAACACUCCUGAUGGUUCCUCCACCAAAAUGGGACCCGAAUUAGAUGGUGACACCUCCAAACCUGCUGUGUACCGCCGCCUUAAAAUCAUCAGUGAAAACAGUCUAGACAGUGCACUCUCUGAUGCUAGCAAAGCAUCUGAUGGGAAGGAGGAGGAGGAGGAAGAUGAUGAUGAGGAGGAAGAUGAAAACUCACACGCAGGACUCCCUGACGGCAAACAGUUGAAGGCAGAACCAGUGUGUGAAGCCACAGAUCCAACAAAAGAUGCGAUGGAAGAGUCAGAGAAAGAGGUCGAAGGGGAGAAACAGGAAGAGGCAGGGAUGAGUUCUAGCACUCAGCCCCAACCUCAAACUGAGGAGGAGAAAGACAAAGUGGAGUUGGAUUUGGAGAAGAAGGACACUGAGAUGAAAGAGGACACAAGUGAGGGUCUGAAGGAUGAACCUGAGGAGUCAAAGGAGACUGGCGAGGAACAGGAGAGUGUGGAGGAGCAGGCCAGUCUGGCAGUGACAGAAAAGGCUGAACUGGAAAGUGACCAGUCUGCUGUAAAAGUUCUUGAGCCAGAGAGUCAGUCCAUCCAAACAGGUGUUUCUGAACUUCCACCUGAGGAGCCUUCAGAGCAGAUGGAAGCACAGGCAGAGACACAAGAGCCUGAGAAGGCUCCUCUUGACAGUGAAGUGCAACCUGGUGAAUCUACCACUGAUGCUCCCCCAAGCUCUGAGAUCCCAGAAGUCAGUAUGCCCUCUGAGGUCACAGUGGCCCCUGUGGACCCAUCAGUGAUAGGAACUCCUUCUCAGGAUGAGGAGGAAGGUGUCUCAGAUGUGGAGAGUGAGAGGAGUCAGGAGCCCCCGCUCAGUACUUUGGACAUUAGCGGCAUGGCUGCCAGGCUUCUGGAUAGCUGGAAGGAUCUAAAGGAGGUGUACAGAAUACCAAAGAAGAGUCAGGUCGAAAAGGAAGCAAAUGAUCGCAGCCGAGAUCGAGACACAGCUUUGACACCACGCAACACUUCUGGGAGCCGAGAACGUGAAAGGGAGCGAGAGAAGGAGAGGGAACGAGACAGAGACUAUGACAGAGACAGAGACAGAGAUCGAGAUCGAGAUCGAGAUCGAGAUCGAGACUGGGACAGAGACAGAGAUCGGGAUCGGGAUCGAGAUAGGGAUAGGGAUCGGGAUCGGGAUCGGGAUCGUGACCGGGAUCGCGACCGCGACCGUGACCGUGAUCGUGAUCGAGAUCGAGUCUCUGACAAAACUCCCCGCAGCACUGACAGACGGAGGAGACGCUCUGUGUCUCCACCGUCAUCCUAUGAAAGGAGCAGUCGACGCACUGAAGAACGGUUUGACCCAUCUAACAGCAACAAGACACCGCGAGGAGUCAGUGGCAAGGAGCGCAACAAACUGUCCACAGAGGAACGCAGAAAGCUGUUUGAGCAGGAGGUUGCUCAGAGGGAAGCCCAGAAACAACAACAGCUUCAACAGCAGCAGCAGCAGCAGCUUCAAACUAUGGCUUAUGACCCUGCUCUGGCCUAUGCCUCCAGCCCUGGUUAUAUAACCUACCCCCCUGGAUAUCCCAUUCAGACCUUUGUGGAUCCCACCAACCCCAAUGCAGGCAAAGUAUUGCUCCCUACCCCUUCAGUUGAACCCACCAUGAACUAUGAUCAGACUCCUCCUCAGCGACUUAUCUCAGACCUGGGACUUACCUCUCCAUCCUCCACUUCCCAAGCCACUCCAGUCUCUAAUCUCUCUCAGCACAUCACCACCACCAACCUCGCAGCUGGAAACCCCCAGCAGUAUGCCCAGCCAACUGUAGCAACUCAGGACGCAGGUGUAGCUGUCCUCUCUGUACCAGCCCAGACGGCCCCUCAGGUACAGAGCCAGCAGAGCUACACCACUCUCUGGGACCCUGCCACUCAGCAGGCAGUGACUGUGCAGACCCAGCCAGCACAGCAGUAUGCCACAGCUCCAGCUCCAGCACAGGCCCAGACACAGACAGCCAUCUAUUACCAGGGCCAGCCUUGCCAAACCAUCUACAGUAUCCCCACCGCCUACCCUCAGACUAACACUCCAGUCAUACAGGCGUACACUGAACCCACAGCCAGCUACCUGCAUGGCCAGCCGGUGUAUCCCGGCCAUCAACAGGGAGUGGUGGUGCAGCAGGGAGGCACAGUCACCACCAUUGUCACAUCCCAAACUGUGCAACAGGAAAUGAUUGUACCCAACAAUGUGAUAGACCUGCCUCCUCCCUCUCCCCCUAAACCCAAAACUAUCGUCCUACCUCCCAAUUGGAAAGUGGCUCGAGACCCUGAAGGGAAGAUCUACUACUACCACAUUGUCACAAGGCAAACACAGUGGGACCCUCCAACCUGGGAGGGAAGUAGCGACAACACUAGUGUGGACCAUGAAUCUGAAAUGGACCUGGGAACACCCACGUAUGAUGAGAAUCCUUCCAAGUUCUCCACGAAGACAGCUGAAGCUGACACUUCGAGUGAACUGGCUAAAAAGAGUAAAGAGACAUUUCGGAAAGAGAUGUCCCAGUUCAUCGUGCAAUGUUUAAAUCCUUAUCGGAAGCCAGACUGCAAAUUGGGACGCAUCAGCAACACCGAAGACUUCAAACACCUGGCUAGAAAGCUAACUCAUGGAGUUAUGAAUAAGGAGCUGAAAGCUUGUAAGAAUCCUGAGGACCUCGAGUGUAACGAGAAUGUGAAGCACAAGACCAAGGAAUACAUCAAGAAGUACAUGCAGAGAUUUGGCUCUGUAUACAGGCCCAAGGAGGACACAGAGGUGUACUAGCCUCAGAGGCCACAGAUGUUAUACUUGCUCUGUGUUAACACAGGAGAAGCACAGAUUUGCCUUUCCAUUCACUCCUACAUGUAAUGAACUGGCCAGCUUGAACCGUGAAGUAGUUUCUUACCUGUAUUUAUAACUAAGAAUUGCACUGCACAGGAGCUCUCCAGGCCCCAUGGAUCAUGGAGGAGCCCCAUACUAGAGACUGUCGGAGACUCGAGUGCUGCUGAACGACCCGAGACUCCAGGUGCAGUGUUUUCAAUGGACGACACUGAGGGGUGCUAUAGAGACUAAUGUUCUCACUGACCGUUUGAUUUUUAGCUUUUUUUUUUUUUUUUUCCAUUUGUGGCUCUUAAAUGUUCCCGAGAUGAUCACCUCAAUUCCACUUUUUAAACUCUUCUAGCCCUGAAUGAGGAUUACUCAACGGAAUCAGCUUUGGUAUCAUACACAUCAAAUUUCUUUGUUACUUUCCACCGUUAAAAAAAUGGAUCAAUAACAGAACAGUCCAGCCCCCCCACCCCACCCCCCAGCCUCCUUUUUCUUGUGCACGCUUCAACCAACCCCCCUGCCACUGACUCUGUAUCUGGUGCUGCUUUUAACUGGGCUGUGGAGGUCCAAGCUUCCACUCCUCAAACCCUGCCUUUCUUAACCACAAGACUUUGGAGCCUCUGUUGUUUUAUGGAUGCAUGAUAUAGGCUGAGGUCAGAGUGGUAUCCUUAUGGAAAUUCCUUCAUUUUUCAUGUCUCUGGCUUCAAGAAAUAUGCCCUUACUGGGACAAGCUUUUACUCACAAUACACUUAGGGAUCAGCCAGUGACUAGCAGGUUGGCAAAGGGGUUAGAGAUUAAUGUUUCCAUGUCUUUUAUCGAUUUAUGUAUAAUAACGGGAGCAGGGUUUGAAUGCUAUGUUUGAUGUGCUGUUUAGCUGUGUGUCAAAUUUUUCCUCAUUUCCUGUCCAACUCCUUUCCCAACUUGUUCUGCUCUGUUUCCUCUUCUCACAGGAAUGAUGCUGAAAAUUAAGGUUGUAGCAUUGAAGUUUUAACAUUUUCUAAACAUGUUGUGUGUUAUGGCUUUUUUAUCACUGUUGGUCCUAGUUAGAAGUUAGAGACACUUAGGUCGCUCCACAAACUGUCACACAUUUAUUUCCAAGUUUUACAGUGGUCAAGGUAGUCUCAUUAGCAUUAGGUUACCAAUUUGUUGCAGCCUAUUAAAUUGCAUUAAACAAAGUUCCAACAUAUGUACAUUGCUUUAUAUGUGAAUAUAUUGAAUAAUAGUUUUGGGAAUGUUUAAAUAAGCAGACACUUUGUAAAAGGACUAUCAUUUCAUGAUUUAAAGUGUAAAUAAUGUGUAAAAUUAUCAAAGCUGCACACAGGAGACUAGGGUCAGGGAGCACAGUGAGCCCACCCAUCCUCACCAGCUCAGCCCUCCUGAUGCAGUUACCACAUCAGUCCGUCAAACUUAGGACCCCACUGACUCACAGCCCUCUAUUUUAUUUCAGUGGUGGGGGAGAUUUUCAUGUUUUCUUUAUUUCUUUUUUUGUUAUUAUUUUUCUAUGUACAAAGUUUCACCCUACUCUACUGUAAGUAUUGUGUAAGCACAUUGUCAUACCGAGUGUACAAACAUUUUAAAAGAUAAUAAACUUUUUUGUAAAAUUA